Dichotomopilus funicola is the source of this 1215-nucleotide messenger RNA. RefSeq lists its product as uncharacterized. The transcript has a single exon. The record is from RefSeq and is a predicted model, not a curated record. Lineage: Eukaryota; Fungi; Ascomycota; Sordariomycetes; Sordariales; Chaetomiaceae. The coding region runs from base 1 to 1215 and encodes 404 amino acids.
AUGAUGCCAUCAUCACUCGCCGCUACCAACGUAGCCGGCGGUAUGUCUUACCACCACCAGUCUGCCGGGGCCCACACCGUCGACGAGCUCUUGAGCGAACUCUCAAGACAGCUCAUCGGGAACACGAGGAGGUACUCGAGGGCCUCGGCCAGCCAGCAAAGAGCGGGGAACGCCAUGAGAAUAUCCAAACCCAGCAGCGCCAGCAACAGCCCAAGAUCAUCAGCACUGCAAGCACGGAGGAAAACGUUGAUCGGGGAUGGCUUUCGGGGCGGCUUUCAGACUCUGUCUCCCGCCAUGGAUGUCGAUCGACCGCAUCUCCCUACCCCAGGGUCCGAGGUUUCGAACGAGUCCUUUUAUCGUCAGCCAACUUCGCGGUCUGCUCGACCCGUCAGCUGGCACCCAUCCUCGCAACAUGCCCAGCCUUCGUACUACACUCAACAAGAUGCGAUGCUUCACGCCUUCCCGACGUAUAACGAUGCUGAGGCGCUGGCCAGCCUGCAGCAGUUCCCGCCCACGCCUACGGUUUAUUCGGGGUACACGUCUCCAGCAGACCCCUUCUCGCCGCUCACGCUCCCGUAUUCCGGCUUCAGUUCGCAGCAGCAGCAGCAGCAGCAGCAGAUGUACUCUCCUUUGAACCAGCCCAUGCCAGUAUCACAGCAAGUCCCGAUGUACCCGCCGACGAGCUGUGCCUCGGGUUACUCCCCGGCCACUACACUCUCAGAGAUGCCACAGUUGCGCCACGAGGGCGCACUCCCAUCCUGGGAGGUUCAGCCGACCGCCACCUUCAACCAGCAUACGACCCCACCCACGCCAGAAGACUUUGUCUGCAAUCUCAACCCAACUCUGCCCCUCGGACAACAGCAACAGCAGCAACAAUCACAGCCAGACCCUGCCCCGCAAUCGUACCAAACAGUCAUCAUCCAUGACGAUGAAGCCGGGGACGACUCCGAGGAAGGCGAGAUUCUCUACGGCAUGGGCCUGUACGAUGCACCGGACCACAGCAAGCAGCACGAGUCCACGGCCACGACACUGCAUCAGUCAGUGGUCUUCUCGUUAUUGGGUAGCGGACGGAGCGAGGAAGAGGAAGAGGUGGACAGCGGCAAGGGCCUGGGCCUGAAAUUAGAGGAUGCCUGGGAGCCGCCUGCGAGUGACGAUGAGGAUGAUGAGGAGGAGGAAGGAGAGGGUGAGGAAGAUGGGGAGGGGCAGGACGACUGA